Messenger RNA from Brenthis ino (lesser marbled fritillary), 1023 nucleotides. Lineage: Eukaryota; Metazoa; Arthropoda; Insecta; Lepidoptera; Nymphalidae. The record is from the annotation of a GenBank genome assembly.
AUGGGUCUAAAACUUCGCCAACUCACCGACGGCCGACAUCUUGUUCAAGUAAUAUACACACCAAAUGGAGUCAUUCAAGAUUGCGAGUACAUAGCAGAAGGAAAAUCUGCUAGAAAUUUUCUUAAAACACUAAGAAAAGAAUUAAAAAUGGCGUUAGACGAAGAAAGUUAUAGAUUACAAGAGAAAAAAUCAUUGGACAAUGAGAAAUUUUACCGCCAUUUUGGCAAUGUGACAUUUCGAUUAUUAAAAAAUGGCGAAAAAUUGCCGCCAAAUAUUGCGUCAUGGUUCAAUUACGAUAGAUUAAAAACAGAAUGCUUUGAAAGGCAUGAAGAAUUAACGUAUAUGAUGGAGCACAAAAAUAAAGAAAAUGAGAACGGUCUCACGAGGUCGCGCAGAUCACUCAGGGAAAAUUUCAUAAUGCCUGGAACAAAAUGGUGCGGUGCGGGACAAUUGGCAGAGAAAUACAACGAUUUGGGGGUGGAUAGAAAGGAAGAUAGGUGCUGUAGAACGCAUGACAACUGUCGUAUCAACAUCGGCGCUUUCCGACGAAGAUUUGGACUUUUUAACUUCAGACCGUACACGAUUUCGCACUGUAAGUGCGAUAGGAGAAAAAAACGGGAUUCCAUGGAGUUGCUACGUGUCCCGGGAACGAAAUGGUGUGGAAAAGGAUAUUCGGCAACCAGAUAUUCCCAACUGGGCGGUUAUACGCGGACCGACAGAUGCUGUCGGGUCCACGAUCUAAGAUGUCCCUUUUGGAUCGGUGGGAUGGAGAAGAAGUAUGGUUUAUACAACUGGCGUAUAAAUACUUUAAUGCAUUGCAGAUGCGAUGAAAGAUUUCGCGCCUGUCUCAAGCUCGCCGACACUUCAGUAUCAAACAUGGUGGGAAAGCUGUUCUUCAACAUCGUCCAAACAAAAUGUUUCAUUUUAAAACCAGUUAAAGUGUGCACUCAAAGGUCUUGGUGGGGCAAAUGUCUACGAAGAGGUUAUAUGAAGCAGGCCUUCUUACGAGAUAACCUAUCCUAC